CAGCGAGCAGUGCCGCUUGGCUUCCCAUUCCCCCAAAACGUAAUGGCUGCUGCGGUCGUCGGGCUCUGGAGGGCGAAGCUCUCGCGACCCCUCCUCGGCACUCGGGGCGCCUUUGCAAGCGGCGGUGGCGGCGCCCCAAACGCACCAGGGCGGCAGCAGGCGGCAGAGCAGAAGCUUACUCGCACGUGGCAGCUGGAUGGCAUCAGGAACGUUGUUUUGAACAACCCUCUCAAAAGGAAUGCGCUUUCUCUUUCCAUGCUAAAGUCUCUCCGUGAGGACGUUCUCCACGAUAUUGAAAGCACUGACCUGCGAGUCAUUAUAAUUUCAGGCGUAGGGCCCGUUUUCUCCUCUGGGCAUGACUUGAAGGAACUGACACGCGAGGAUGGCAAGGAGCACCACAGGGAAGUCUUUCAGACCUGCUCGGAGCUCAUGACCCUGCUCCCCAAACUUCCUGUUCCUGUAAUCGCCAAGGUGAAUGGCCUUGCCACUGCAGCCGGCUGCCAGUUGGUGGCAAGCUGUGAUAUUGCCGUGGCCAGCGAGAAAUCCCGGUUUGCCACUCCUGGAGUCAACGUUGGUCUGUUCUGCUCCACCCCUGCAGUGGCUGUCGGGAGAUCUCUCCCUAGAAAGGUCGCGCUGGAGAUGCUGUUCACGGGAGAGCCUAUGACUGCUCAGGAUGCGCUUCUGCACGGGCUCGUCAGCAGGGUGGUACCAGAGGACAAGUUAGAAGACGAGACCCUGCGAAUCGCCCGCAGGAUAUGUGAGAGCAGCCGGUCCGUUUUGGCCCUUGGGAAAGCCACCUUUUACAAGCAGAUGGAGCAAGACGUCUGCUCCGCUUACAGAAUGACCUCCCAGGUCAUGGUGGACAACCUUGCCCUGAAGGAUGGGCAGGAGGGGAUCGAGGCCUUCAUCUCGAAACGCAAGCCUGCCUGGUCACAUUCCCUUAAGACGCCAUGGAAUAAACAUUUGUAGGCCCCAACUUGGGUCACAACCUUGCAGACAUGAAAGGGGCGAUGGGUAGGAUGGCAUUGAAAUGCUGCAGAGGACAUGUACAGGGUGUGUCAGAGUGUUCAGAGAAAAACAGCUGAUGUUCAGCCUUCUAGAAGGCCACAAGUAGAUAAGCUUAUGUGCAUGGCUUGGGCGUUCCUUUUCCAAGUAGUGGAAAUGUUUACGUGAUGACAGAAAAACGGUUUUUUGUAUGCCUUAGAAAUUUUGCUGUAAGAGUGACCUGAGAAUUGUCUGUGACAGAGAACUUUGGACUUACACUUGACUGAAAUAUCUCUCCAAGCGGCCGCUUGCUUUUUCUUGUUUUUGCUUUGCUUUGUUUUAGUAAUAAAGUAAGUGUACUGCCUUCAAGUCGAUCCCGACUUAUGGCGACCCUGUGAAUAGGGUUUUCAUGGUAAGCAGCAUUCAGAGGGGGUUUACCAUUGCCUUCCUCUGAGGCUGAGAGGCAGUGACUGGCCCAAGGUCACCCAGUGAGCUUCAUGGCUGUGUGGGGAUUAGAACCCUGGUCUCCCAGGUCAUAGUCCAGCACUUUAACCACUACACCACACUGGCUCUCUUGCUUAGUUUUACCUCGCUUUACUAAAUGUGCCUCUAGCAGAUCUUGCUAAUUCAAAAACAAUGCGAAGUUCUGUUUUCUUCCACGGUGCGCAUCAGCUUUAAGAGCCAUAGCGGGGGGGGGGGAGAGGUCUUGAAGUCAGCAUAGCUGGUGCCUUCUCUCUUUGAAAAUCUUGAGGACUAGUAUCUUGCUUCAAGCAAUCCCUCGAUUAUACAGUAGGUGCUGCUUCGAAAAGUGUGUGAUUGUGUGCUGUCUUUUUGCCCGCCCCAAAUGGCCAUCCGACACACACUGAUUUGUUAAUUAGCCAAGGUGCAGUAUCAUUCAGGAAAGCGUUGCUGAUUGUGAUAUCGCUAGAGAAAGUAGAUUGUAAUGCUGGCUGCUUUUGAUACGAUAGAUAAAAGGAUAUAAAGAGCUGGCUUUAAAAUUAGUCAGAGCAUGUAUCCUAUACCCUCACAGAUAGCAAAUCUCAAGCCUUAUUCUUCUGGCUCUGCUCCUUGAGGGUUUUUUUUUUUUUUUUUAACUGGAGGUGCUAGGGAUUGGACCUGGGUUUCUCCCCAUGCAAAGCAUGUGCCCUGCCACUAGGGUUUGUGUCCUGAGUCACACUCAGUGUUGUAGAACCUUCAAAGGGCAGCUGUUGUCAUGGCCCCAUCAGAGGACUCCUCAGAUGAGGACGACUCGGGAGUAACAGCAGCAGACCCAGGAGCAGCAGGAGACACGGAGGAGCCUCCUGAGAAUCCAGCUCCUUCUGCCCCUCAGCUGCAGAGCACCCCAGGGACAGCAGAGGCCCUGCAGCCAGACACAGACAGUGAACAGGAUACUCCCCCCUCACCUGCAGAACGUAGACAGCAGAAGGUCAGGCAGAAGAGAGGCAGGCCUGUCUCCUUAAGGCCCAAACGCUGAGGGCUCACACCUGCUGUCCAUCCUGCUCUUUAUAAGGCACACCUUGGCUGCAGCUUGUUGCUGACUGCAAUGUCAGGCGUGGCUUUGUGUAGACCUAGUUUCCCUGCAGCAUCUCUUUGACUGACCUCCUUGGCAAUUGAUCCCGGACCUCCACUGACCUCGCUUCUGGACUUCUGACUCGGCAAGUACGCUUCGGAUAGGCCUGGCAGAUUUACAACCCGACUGCUGGCUAAGGACUUUCCUUCCCUGCCAAAGACCCAGGAAUUUCCAGGCCCCCCCCCCAGACACUGCUGAUGCAGUGUAGAGCUGACAGCUGUAUGCAUAAGUUAGCUCUUAUUCUGGGAUGGGGAACCUGUGGCCCUCUAGAUGUUGUUGGACCACAUCUCCCAUCAGCCCUCUGUUAGCAUAGCCAAAAGUCAGGAGUGAUGGGAGUUGUAGUCUGUCAACAACUCAGGAACCACAGGUUCCUUCUGCCAUAGAUGUCCCCCGUCCCCUCACCACCAUUGGAGAAAGACCCCUGGGAUCUUGAUUUUAGAAACAUAGGAAGCUGCCUUAUACUGAGUCAGACCCUUGGUCCAUCUUACUCAGUAUUGUCUAGACUGACUGGCAGCAGGUCCCUGGGAUUUCGGAUGAGAAGUUUCUCCCAGCCCUACCUGGGGAUGCUGGGGAUUAAACCUGGGACCUUCUGCAUGCAAAGCAGAUGCUCUAACCACUGAACUACGACUUUGGUCCCAUCUGCAUUAUGCAUUUAAAGUAUCAUUAUACCACUUUAAACAGUCAUGGCUUCCCCUGAAGAAUCCUGGGAAGCGUAGUUUGUGAAGGUUGCCGAGAGUGGUUAGGAGACCUUUUUCCCUUCACAGAGCUACAAUUCCUAGAGUUCCCUGGGAAGAGGGAUUGAUUGUUAAACCACUCUGGGAAUUGUAGCUCUGUGCAGAGAAUAGGGGUCUCCUAACCACUCUCAGCACCCAUAAGAGGAAAACGGGUUUUUCCAGGGGGGUUUUCAGAAAAAAAUGGAAAUUUUUGGAAAAAUUGAAAAAAUGCAAUAUUAGCACAUUUUACAGAUUGAAAGUCACUUUGUUACUUCAGGAACAUAAAAUGUAAUUAUGUACAAGUUGGGUUGGCAUAAAAUUAUCACAUUUGGUAUAUUAAAAGUACAUUUUAUUCAAACAAUUAUUACAAAUUGAAUUUACUUUUUGAAAUUUUUACUUUUUUUUGUAACAAAUGGAUCUACAAGAUCCUGAACUGUAACGAACCUCUUUUGUUUUGCUAGUUUAUGAGGAGCAGGCAAAAAACAAUUAAAAAAAACACAGAAGAAACCAUCGAAGUUAAUAAGAAAGAAAAUUAUUUAUGUCUCCGCUAGUCCUCCACAAUGUCAAGCAUCCAUUCCCAUAAAAGGAACUGAGAAAAGGGGGGACCAGGAUUCAAUGAAACAUUUUAUUCAUCAUGCUAAAAUAAAAGAUUCCAUAAUCCA
Molecule: messenger RNA, 3929 nt
Organism: Rhineura floridana
Lineage: Eukaryota; Metazoa; Chordata; Lepidosauria; Squamata; Rhineuridae
Gene: ECHDC3
Product: enoyl-CoA hydratase domain containing 3
Exons: 5
Coding region: 43-969 (308 amino acids)
Cellular component (GO): mitochondrion
Molecular function (GO): hydro-lyase activity
Source: RefSeq, a predicted model, not a curated record